Messenger RNA from Pipistrellus nathusii (Nathusius's pipistrelle), 693 nucleotides. The record is from the annotation of a GenBank genome assembly. NCBI's taxonomy places the organism in Eukaryota, Metazoa, Chordata, Mammalia, Chiroptera, Vespertilionidae.
AUGUCUUUCAAGAGAGAGGGGGAUGACUGGAGUCAACUCAAUGUGCUCAAGAAGCGGAGAGUGGGGGACCUGCUGGCCAGUUAUAUACCAGAGGACGAGGCGCUGAUGCUACGGGAUGGACGCUUUGCUUGUGCCAUAUGUCCCCACCGACCUGUACUGGAUACCCUGGCCAUGCUGACUGCCCACCGUGCAGGCAAGAAACAUCUGUCCAGCCUGCAGCUUUUCUAUGGCAAGAAGCAGUCAGGAAAAGGAGUAGAGCAGAAUCCAAGACAGCAGAAUGAAUUGGAGAGGGAAGAGACCAAAGGAGAGGCUCCUCUGUUAACCCAGACUCGACUUAUCACCCAGAAUGCUCUGCACAGAGCUCCUCACUAUAGCAGUUGCUGUCGACGAAAGUACAGGCCAGAAGCUCCUCGUCCCUCUGUCUCACCUUCCCCUCUGCUACCCCCAGAUGUUGAACUCCAAAGUGGGAAGCCCAGUAGGGACCCAGAGCCGGGCGCAGGCCCACAGGCUAAGGAGUCAGCAGCUGCCUCAUCCCCUGCACCUAUGAGCCCCACGAGAAGACGAGCCCUGGAUCAUUACCUCACUCUUCGAAGCUCUGGAUGGAUUCCAGAUGGACGAGGUGGAUGGGUAAAAGAUGAGAAUGUUGAGUUUGAUUCUGAUGAGGAGGAACCUCCUGAUCUCCCCUUAGACUGA